Molecule: messenger RNA, 1108 nt
Organism: Diceros bicornis minor
Lineage: Eukaryota; Metazoa; Chordata; Mammalia; Perissodactyla; Rhinocerotidae
Gene: OVOL3
Product: ovo like zinc finger 3
Exons: 4
Coding region: 465-1031 (188 amino acids)
Biological process (GO): regulation of transcription by RNA polymerase II; epidermal cell differentiation
Cellular component (GO): nucleus
Molecular function (GO): DNA-binding transcription factor activity, RNA polymerase II-specific; RNA polymerase II cis-regulatory region sequence-specific DNA binding
Source: RefSeq, a predicted model, not a curated record
GACAGCUGCUGUGAUUUGAAUAACCAAGCAGACUGUUGGACAUCCGGCGGUGACUGAUUUGCCUGGCAAACAGACGCUCAGGCCCUUGCCCUGCUGGUACCCUGGGAAGACUCUCAGUCUCCCUGGGGUCUUUGUUUCCUGUCCCCACCUCCAAGAGCUCCCUAGUCUCCUGUCUAACCCUUACUUGACCUCCUGGGAGUCCUAGCCCUUAUGUGCCCCUGGAGGCUGGAGAGUGCCCUUAGAAACGGCAUAGGGGAAGGGGGAGGAACGGUGGACCCCAGGGCAGAAGUAACGAGCCAGCUCCGUCUGCUGCUGGCCUGUCACAAAAUUUGCAUGGAGAGAAUGAGGCUCCUGCAUGGCUUCCCCUCCCUCCCACCUGGGCCAGUCAGACCCGGGGCUGAGGUCCGACAGCAGGCAGAGGAGCAGCCUGUGUGUGUGGAGCCAUCUCCCCACUCCCGGAGGCGAUGCCUCGUGCCUUCCUGGUCAGGAGUCGGCGUCCACAGCCACCCAACUGGGGCCACCUGCCUGACCAGCUCCGGGGAGACACCUAUGUCCCAGACUGCAGCAGCCUGGGGGGACCACCAGUACACCAGCCUUCCAGCGGUGGGGACUCUUGGGCGGUGCCCACGCAAGGCACUCUGGCCUCCACUCCCAGGACCCCUGGGACGCUUGGCUGCCCGCUCUGCCCCAAGGCCUUCCCAUUGCGACGCAUGCUGACGCGGCACCUCAAGUGCCACAGCCCCGCGCGCCGCCACGUGUGCCGCUGUUGUGGCAAGGGCUUUCACGACGCCUUCGACCUCAAGCGCCACAUGAGGACUCACACCGGGAUCCGGCCAUUCCGCUGCGGAGCUUGCGGGAAAGCAUUUACGCAGCGCUGCUCGCUUGAAGCGCAUCUCGCCAAGGUGCACGGGCAGCCGGCCAGCUACGCGUACCGCGAGCGCCGCGAGAAGCUGCACGUGUGCGAGGACUGCGGCUUCACCAGCGCUCGGCCCGACGCCUACGCGCAGCACCGCGCCCUGCACCGCGCCUGAGCCUGUGCGCCCGCGCCCGCGAGAGGCAAAUAAACACAGGAAACGCACACACAACACAGCAUUUAUUACACACACAG